AUGGCUGACAGCGAUAAUACCAGAUCCAAGAAAUCGUUAAACGUCGAUUCACCCUCCUUUACGCCCUCCGGUAUAGGUAGCAAGAAGCCUACAUUCUCUUCGCAAGCUGCAAGCGCCCCGGCGUUUACUCCACGUGGACUAGGCUCCGCCACACCCGUUGGCCCGCAAGAUGGCGAUAACAGCGUUUUCAAUCCUGCGUCUAUCCGCGAAUUUACCCCCAAUUUUGACAUAAACUCUACGACCGCUACAAAUGGCGCUGCCCAAGAUAGCGGCAUCUCCUACGACCCAUUUACUAUGCCCGCUGUGAACCAAGGUCUCACUACUCCUCAGUUCAAUCCCUAUGCAGAAGACCCUGCCCUUGGUGGUCAUGGGCCAGGUUACUUUCAAGCGCAGAACGCGUUUGCGACGCCCCUUCAACCACUGCAACACCACUUAUAUUUCCCAGUUGCACCUCAUCGAGAUGAUUUGAUGCCGUAUCAUCGUGUGCCGCACGACUUUUUCCUCCCCGAGAAGGAGCGCGAAGAGAUUGCCCGGAAGCUUGAGGCAGCAGGCCAAGUCCUUCCCAACUCUCAGUUACCACAGCUCGACAACUACCACAAUCUGGUGCCUUUAGAUACGACCCAUCGAAAAAAUGCCAAUAUCUUUGGGUAUCCUAGUUGGGUCUACAAAGCUACAGCAACCAAGACCGGCAAUCUUUACUGCUUGAGGCGGCUUGAAGGUUACAGAUUGACCAAUGAACAUGCAAUCAGACUUGUCAAGGAAUGGCGACGCAUCAACAACGGCAACGUGGUCACUAUUAUUGAUGCAUUCACAACUCGUGCCUUUGGAGAUAGCUCGCUCAUUUUCGUUCAAGACUAUUACCCCCUGUCCAAGACACUUGUUGAGGCUCAUUUAACCCCAAGCACCACUCAUGGCAAUCGUUUCCAGGCAAAAACCCCCAUUGCCGAAAACGUGCUCUGGGCCUAUAUCUCACAGAUUGCCAAUGCGCUUCAGGCUAUCCAUUCUAUCAACUUGGCAGCACGCUGCAUUGACCCGAGCAAGAUCAUAUUGACUCAUAAAAACCGGAUUCGUCUCAGUGCGUGCUCCAUCCUCGACGUUGUGCAGUAUGAUGCACAUCGGCCGAUUCAGGAACUUCAGCAAGAAGACUUUAUUCAAUUCGGACGCUUGUUGCUAUGUUUAACAACAAACACGCUGCCAGUUCAUCUGGCCAACUAUCAGAUGUCUGUGGAACAGAUGUCAAGGGUGUAUUCAGUGGAGAUGAGAGAUACUGUUUUAUGGCUUCUCACACCCCAACAGCCUCCAGCACAGAAGGGCAUUGAGGAGUUUGUGCGUGGAAUCGCUGGGCGCAUUACCACUACAUUUGACCAGAAUCUGCAAGCCUUGGACAAAGUCAAUGCCGAUAUGAUGCGAGAAAUCGAAAACGGAAGGGCUGCGAGGCUAAUGAUGAAGCUAGCAACCAUUAACGAACGACCUGAAUUUGAAGGAGAUCGGGCGUGGUCCGAGAAUGGCGAACGCUACAUGCUCAAACUUUUCCGAGACUACGUCUUUCAUCAAGUUGACAACAACGGCAAACCAGUCCUAGACAUGGGACACAUGCUUCGAUGCAUGAACAAGCUAGAUAUUGGAUCAGACGAGAGGAUUUGUCUGACGAGUCGAGAUGAACAGACCAGCUUCCUCGUCAGCUUCAAAGAGCUCAAGAAAAUGCUGACGAAUGCUUUUGGCGAACUUGUGAAGGGAAGCAAGUCGGGACGAGGCCUAUAA
This is a messenger RNA of Fusarium coffeatum, 1761 nucleotides long. RefSeq lists its product as uncharacterized. Gene Ontology annotation, biological process: mRNA processing; nuclear-transcribed mRNA poly(A) tail shortening. Bases 1 to 1761 code for a protein of 586 amino acids. The transcript is spliced from 3 exons. Gene Ontology annotation, molecular function: poly(A) binding. Lineage: Eukaryota; Fungi; Ascomycota; Sordariomycetes; Hypocreales; Nectriaceae. The record is from RefSeq and is a predicted model, not a curated record. Gene Ontology annotation, cellular component: P-body; PAN complex.